AUGUCUUCGAAUUUAACAAAAAAUAUAUUAGGUCCAAAUAUAUUUAGAAGUGCAAGUGGCCACCAAAUUGUAUUAACUGAGAAAAAUGAUACGAAAAAUAUUGAGUUUCAAAAUCAGAUCUUAGAGUUUCAAUUAUACAAUGAUCACAAAUUUGUCAAUUUUUGGCUGGACAUUCCCAUAUUUUUGUUAAGUGUAUUUUUUUUUAGUAUCCAUUAUUCAUGUUAUUCAGCUCUAUUAUUUACAAUUCUAAUUAUUAUUGUGAAAUGUAAAUUAAUUGCUUUAGCUGUAGAUAGUGAUACAUUAUUAGUUGUGGAAUCAGUUGGAAUACAAAUUAUCAAGAAACGAGUUUUAAAUUGUUUUGAAUCGAACAUUUUCCUUCCCUGGAACACAGUUAAGGACGUUUUUAUUCAUGAAGUUAUAACUGGUCAUAAAGUCUUGUACUACUUGACCAUUAUCGUAAAAGAUUCAUCGAAUGAAAUACACGGGAUAAAAUUAAUUACACUUUUUCGUCAACUUGAGCCUGAAAAAAAAUGCCUGGAAUACAUGUACGGACGCCUGAUAAAUUUGAUUGGUUCUAUCGAGAAAAAGAACCGAUUUUAACUGUACCAGGAUCUUAUUGGUUAUGUCAUAAAAAAAGUAUUUAUAAAUUUACUUUUAAAUACCAUCGACAAUCAAAAGAUAAUAAACAAUUCAAUUAUGGAAAAGACCUUAUGAAAGUAAUUCGUCGUAUUAUAAAAUCUCAACCACGUCAAGGUCAACAAUUUGGUACGCAGCAUCUUUUAGUUACUUAUAAUCAUUCAUCGUGGACUCGUCAAGAUAAAAUGUUUGCUAUGCUAAAGUUUCGUGAGAAAACAAGUGCUACGGCAUUUUCUCGUGCUUUCAUACUUACUGUAAAAAUUGUUUCUACUAAUUUAAAUUAUAAAAAUGAAACAAAACUUGAUGAUGACCUGGUAGAGUAUAAUACAGAUAAAAAACCAAACAAAUGGUCUGAAAUAAUUAAAAAACAAAAUUCUGAAGAAUCCAUUAAUACAUCACAAAAUAUCCAAUCUGCAUCAAUAACUUUUAAACAAGAGGAAAUUUGCAAUAAUUCUCCAAAAUGUCAAAUUACAAAUUUUGAUGAUAUUUCAGAUAGUGUGAAAAUACCUUUUUCCAGUUCCGUAAAUAGUAAUUCGUGUAUAGAAAAAUCUUCUGCUUCAUUUCUUCCAGAACUUAAAGAAUCGCCUUUCAUAGAAGAAUGUAUUUCAAAACUACAAGAUCUUUCAAAAACUGAACAUACAAUCAAUGAUAAAGCAGAAAGUUUUAAUGAAGUCCAAGAGUCUGUAGAUAUGCCAUAUCAAUAUUUGAUAGAACGAGAAAUUGAGCGCACAAAUCUUAAGGGCACUGGUAAUCCAAAUGUACAAUCACUUAUUCCAAAGAAUGUACCGGAAAAGCCAACACGAGAUUCACGUAAUGAGUCUGCAGUAUUUCGAGCUAAGUCUGUUUCGACUUCUAAUAUAAUCGAUAAUGCUACAGCUCGUUCAGCUAAUAUCACAGAUCUUGUUAUGGAAGGCCUUAUGUUUACAAUUACUCAAAAUCAAGAUAGUAUUAAAGUUUUUGAACAAAAAACAAAAUCGGAGCCAGAUGAAGUUUUAGAAAACUCCGAAAAAGCUGAAACACUUGAAGGGAGUAAACACCUAAUUAAUUCUAGUUUAUUUAAACUAGAAAAUUUGAUAACAAAAAUUGAAAUGUCAAAUAGUCCUCAAAUACAAUCUGAACAUGAAAAAGAUAAUAAAACUACAUUCCUAUCAAGUAUUUUUCGUAAAAAUGAUUUGAGGAAGCAAGAAAGAACUAAGAAAUCAUAUAUUGAAAUAAAUGGUAAUAACGAUAAAGAUAAUAUAGGUAUUGUUUUGUUAUCUAAUAAAAAUAAGGAAAAAUCUACAGAAAAAAUACUCGAAUCGAAGCCUUAUCGAUUAUCGAUGGAUUCCUCAAAAACGGAAGAUCCGAAAAUUCCUUUGUUGGAAUAUUCAAGUGAUAGCACGGAAAAUAUUCAUGAUAAUAUACUAAAACAAUUUAAGAACAAAAAUUCUUUAGAUUCAAAACCAAUAAUAAAAAAAAAUAUGUUACCAGAACAUAUUAGCAAAAAUGUUCCUAUAGAACCAUCAAAAAAUAAAAGUGAAAAAGACAAAAAUGUAAAUUUAAACUUUAAUAUUUAUAAUAAUAAUAAUAAUAACGUCAAUAUUAAUGUGGAUAAUUGGAAUGUGAAUGACGACGAAGAAGAAAUUAUACCAGAAGCUCUUCAAAACCAUCAAUCUAUUUGUUCCGAAAUCCAUAAUAAUAGUGCAUCAUCAACUCAAGUUCAUGAGAGUCAUUUAUUAAUGGACGAUAUCGAAUCAGAAAGAGGAUCUUAUUCACUUAAUAAUAGCAAAUUAAUAAAUAAAUUACAUGUACCACGAGUCAUAUCUAAUGAAGCAGUUAAAUAUGAUUUAUCAUCACUACGUACACCAAUAGUUUCAGAAUUAAACUCGAAUGCAAGUACUCCAAUCGUGAAUACUAAAAUAGAGUGUCAGGACAAAUUGGGAUCUUGUCUUCAUCAAAAUGAGCAUCAAUCAUGUGAAAGAGUCAUCAAUUCUACAAGAAAAAAACUUAUUGCCAGACGCCGACUUUACAUUGAAAAAUCGAAUACUGACAAAAAAGAAACGGCAAUAGAAAUGUGGAAAUUCUUACAAGAUAUUACACAUGGUGUUAAAAUAGUCUUACAACGAUUAAGUUAUUAA
Cotesia congregata is the source of this 2753-nucleotide messenger RNA. NCBI's taxonomy places the organism in Eukaryota, Metazoa, Arthropoda, Insecta, Hymenoptera, Braconidae. The record is from the annotation of a GenBank genome assembly.